Molecule: messenger RNA, 3080 nt
Organism: Parnassius mnemosyne (clouded apollo)
Lineage: Eukaryota; Metazoa; Arthropoda; Insecta; Lepidoptera; Papilionidae
Source: the annotation of a GenBank genome assembly
GAUUUGACCUAAUAAUAUUUUAGCUAUAUAGGUGCUUAAAUAAAUGUCCACGAAUCUGAAAGAAAUUGAUACAACUAUAAUUUAUUGGAAAUGUAUACAAGAGGAUGGGCUAGAUCUUGAAUAUGCAAAAGUAAUACCUAGACCAAUCGCCAACAGUUUAUACAAUGAACUUGAAGGUACUUUGGAAUAUUUCACUGGAGAUUUAUCGAAAAUUAAAGUAUUCGGUAAAGUUUACCCAUUGCCUAGGCAACAAGUUGCAUAUGGCAAUCCAGGCAUAACUUACACUUAUUCGGGUAUCACUGUACCAGCUUUGCCUUGGCCCGCACCUGUAAUCGAGUUGAGGAAUUUGCUCUUCAGAAUUAAAGGAGUACUUUACGACUUCGUAUUAGUAAAUAAAUAUAAAAAUGGGAACGAUCAUAUGGGCGAACACCGGGACAACGAACCGGAAUUAGAUCCUAACUACCCUAUAGCCUCAGUAUCAUUGGGCCAAGAGAGACCUUUUGUGAUGAAGCAUAAAGAUGCUAGGAAGCCAGGAUUAAAUAGAAAACAAAUUUCGCCAGAGAAGGCGUCAUCAGCGACUUUACCAAGACAGAAGACGGAACAGAAGAAGCCUGAGACAGGGCCCAAGCUUUCCUCACACUCGUCUUUCUCAAAAUUCGAAGAGAAGCGGCUUCGCCAAAGCGAAACACUGAAGAAGGCCAACUUGCUCAAGUUCAGUGUUUUUAAGAAAAGCAGCACAGAUGACCACGAAUCGGAGAGACGGUCCCAAGAGUUCAAGAUACCGUCGGCGGUGAACGAAGGUAUGAAGCGCGACUUUCGUGUUCGUUUCCCGAACCUACCGGCGCAAGUGGACCGCGACACUCGCUUGUUCGUGCACAGCUUUAUAAUGGACGUUAUUAAGUGCUCCGACGUUAUGACGGUCGAUGAGCUGUCUGAGAGGGUCCAGCGGCAAUAUCAGCGUUUCAUGCGUCACAUGGACACGUCGCAGCACUACGCCAACAUGGAGUCCGAGACUAAAGAAUUACUCAUGGACUUUGUCGAGAAGCAUGCAAUGACCUAUUUACAUCAGUUACCAGGUGUUGUGUUCUCUCCAGCUGGUACGGACGACGAACGAGCGGACAGGACGAUGUCGGAACGAAUUCAGCAGCUUAGCUGGGUGGGCGAGAAACAUCUUGAGUGCAAUCUGGACAGGAAUGACCCUAACUGCAGGCAGCUGCUUUAUAAAGCUAUCAGUGAGCUGCUGGGCAUGGAUGGGUGUGCAGCGCCUGGCGGCAAGCUGGCGCGCGUGCGGCGCUGCUGCCGGCACGUGCUGGCGCUGUGCGGCGCGCCCGCCUCCGCCGACGAGCUGCUGCCCUGCCUCAUCUUCACUGUCUUGAAAGCGAACCCGCCACGACUCGUGAGCAACAUUAACUUCGUAACGCGGUUCUGCAACGCUCAGCGUCUCAUGACAGGCGAGGGCGGUUACUACUUCACUAACUUGUGCUGCGCGGUGUCGUUCAUCGAGAACCUGACAGCGGAGUCGCUCAACAUGGAGAAGAAAGAGUUCGACUGCUACAUGGCUAUGCCGGCUUCAAUUGGUGGCAGUGCCUGGGCGGCGGCGUUGUCACUGUGUGGCGUAGUGCGUGAAGUAGAGGAGCUUCGCGAGGAGACGGAGCGCAUGCGCAAGGAAGUAAGCAGCCUGUGUGAUGGAGCGAACGCGCUUGAAGAAAACGCGCGCACCUUUGAGGAACAAAUAGCCAAGAAAGUCAAAGACGUGCUUGCUAAGACACCAUUAGAAAUCAAACCAAGGCGCGAGCUACCUCAGAUUGGGAAAUUUAAAAAUAUCAUCACUGCACCCCUAAUAGAUUUGGAAACACCAGCUGCAGACACAGUGCCUCAAGAAGUACCAACUUCUCAUCAACAAAUCGCUCCAAAUCAAAUGAGCCAAGCGGAAAACGAGCAAGAGAUACCAGUGUUAAAUACAAUAGAAGUCCAAAGCACAGACCAGCAGGAUAUCCUAGAUUUCCAAGUCCCAGAUAAACCUUCUCCAUCUAAAUCCCCACACAAUCUUGACGAGAAAUGGGAUUUGAAGCAGACAAACUCAAUGGAACUACUAACACCAUCCCCUUUGGGUUUCACCCCUUUCGACUCGAGAUCUAUCGAUGAGCUGAACACACCAGAGGAUUUUGGUGCGGAGAAUAUAGCACCCGGCUUAAGCAAUAUUAACUAUGACAUUGAUCUUUCAGAUUUUAGUGGAGAUAACAGUCUGGCUGAGGACGCCCCAAAAUAUGAACCAAAGGACCCUUUCAGUCCAGAUGGCAUAAAGAAGGAUGCUUUCGACCCUUUCGCGCCGUUACCUCCUCGAGGUGAAUACUGUGCCGUAUUAGAGACAUUUGAUGAGUUUUCUUUGGUUGAUUCAAAACAUGAAGUUUCAGAAGCGUUUGAAGUUGUUCAUAGGGGGCAAGAUCCAAUCAACCCCGUGUUAACUGGUGAGACAAGCAGAAACCCUUUCAGUCCUACACGUAAGGAGCCAACUUCCAUAUUAGAUGAUAACGAUUCACCAACUUCUGCAUGUCUUCUACCAUCACCAUUGCAGCCACAGAGCAGUAAACCAGCUUAGCUGUUAACUGAGUUUGUUUGAAAUCAUAUGAGCCGAAUUAUAGUUGGAUACUACUACUCCGACGUAGCGUUGCCGUUGAUUCUAAAUUGUAAUUGAUGAUAAAUGUAGAUGUCUAUGGGCUACAGCGCAUCCCCUUACCAUCAGGUGGACCAUGUGCUUGUUGGUCACUCUCAUUCUAUAAAAAAACUUUAAUCUUUGACAUAAUAGCUUUUAAAGUUGGGGCUUUAAUGUCUUAGCAUCAAUAGAAGCUACCUAUAUUAUAUGUUUUAUUCUUUUUGAAUUUUCUUUAUUUUUGAAGGCCAGUCUAAUCAGAUCUAGUAGCAUAAUGAAGUAUAAAUGAACUGUAAAUGUUAUCCAAUUGGUGCAUUGGUGUGUCAUAGCUAAUUAUGAAAUAAAACAUCUCUGAAUUUUUACAUGUAAGAAAAUGCAUAGUUCAUUAGAAUUUAUAACUAUUAUUAAAUAAUAAAGAAUGUACGGAAUC